This is a messenger RNA of Chelonoidis abingdonii (Abingdon island giant tortoise), 1924 nucleotides long. RefSeq lists its product as uncharacterized. Gene Ontology annotation, molecular function: protein binding. The record is from RefSeq and is a predicted model, not a curated record. Lineage: Eukaryota; Metazoa; Chordata; Testudines; Testudinidae.
GCCCCUAUCUUCAGCUCUGCUCUCCGCCCCACCUCCCUCCUCUCCCCACAAAGCCGCAGCUUGUGACUCUGCAGAGGAGCUACUUCCCCAGCUCUACUCUUCCCCAAGCGCCCACUCCAAGCGAAGCUCCACAGCCAAGUAUAUCGGUGCCUGGGGGGAGGGGAGCCAGGGCUCCUGAGGCACCCAGAGCGAUAAUGGGGAGCAGGACCCGCUUCUCCCCCACUCCUCCUGUUCCCUUCUGCCACCUCCUUUGCAUAAUGGGUGUGCAGGCACCUGAGGGGCUCGGCUGGGGCUAGUGCUGCCUGGGCCUGGGGCAUAAGGCACCGGGAGUUGCUGCAGCGUCCUCUUGGCAGUGGGUGAGCUUGGAUGGAGCAGCCCUGCCUCGGGCGUGGAGCAGAUAGGACCGAAGGGGUGUUCUCCUCCCCCCGUUUACAGCCUGCUUGUGUCUUGCUUCCCAUCUAGGAAGAUGCUGGCACUCCUGGCAGCCCUGCUUCUCCUGCACAGUGCGCCGUCCAGCUGGGCGAGUUGCUGGGGGUCUCCAAAUUCAAACUCCUGCGUGGUCCUGGACUGGUCGGAAUUCAGUAGCGAUACUCAGAGAGCCCUGAACCUCAGCAACCAUGGCAUCAGGGAAAUCACUGGAUCUGCCUGGCUGCGGGAGUCAGUCAACACGCUGGAUCUGUCCUUUAACUGCCUGCAGAGCCUUCCCCUGGAUUUCCUCUCCCAGGCACGUGCUCUCAAGGAGCUUUACCUGCAGCACAACCAGCUGCGGGGACUGCCCUCCGAGUUCUUCAAGAAUGCCACCAGCCUGGAGACCUUGGUCGUGGACUGCAAGUGUGAUGUCGUGGGGAGCGUGGUCAGCCACUGCAAUAGCCCCACCAACAGCACAGACCGCACCUGCCACUGCCACUCAGAGCAGGAGAAAACCGAGUUCUACAACGUCACCGAGUUCUACACACGGCACUGCCAGCCUCUUUGCACGCCGCUCUGCGUGGCCAUCACAAGCUCUGUGCUGGCCGUGCUGCUGCUGGCGGGGGGCCUGGCUGUGGCCUUGUUCCUGCUCAGGAGGAGACGGGCCUCUGUCGUCCACAGAAAACGGGAAUCCACCGCAUCCAUCACCCACGGCCAGCAGCGCUACAUCAGCCGCAACGCAGAGACGGGCCCCGGCCAGGCCAGCGACUAUGAAAACGUCUUCAUUGGCCACUCCCAGCCAGUCGGGCAAUACGAGUGUCUGGAGAGAAAGGGACCGCAGUACAGAGUCCAGCAGCUGGUGGAUGAGGAGUGUUACAUGAAGAGCGACACCUGCCACGGAGACCAGCCCAUUUACGCCAACACCCAGCAGCUGUACAGCAGCAGCUUCCCCGCGCUCAGUGACAGCGAGGAGGUGUACAUCGUCCCGGACAAAUGAGCCCUCUGCUCGCCUGGAGGCACCCCAGCCCCGGCUGUCUCUGGGGAGCAGGCUCGGGCGCCACAGUCCCGUUCAGCAGCUGUGACCAUGUGUCACGCCCAGGGGAGGGGACUGCUGGGGAUCCCAAUUAAAGCAAAAUCAUCUGGCAAUUGCUUCCCCCCACACCCCGGGUAUUACCCUGCAGCCAUGACCCAGUCCAGCCCCACUGGAAUGCAGACAGCUCAGGUUUCCCCUGGGGGGCUGGAAUUUCCCCUCCCUCAUACAGAGGGAGAGCUCCCCACAGGGCUGGGGAGGGGAUCCUACCCUGCAUCAGUCUGCAAAUUCCUCCAGAAAUAGCUCCCGCUUCUCCCGCCAAAGUGCCUGGUUCUGUGCCAGGCUGGCUGAGCCGCUGCUGGGACCCAAACACCAGCAAUUUGGCCUCCAUGCGGUUUCCUCUGCACCUGGGAACUGUGGGGCAGGGGGAGUGUCACAGAGUCCCUGGGUGAUGCUCUGGAACUGCUCCCCCCAAAGCCAGGCAGG